CAAAUGUUAGUUUGAACCCAUUUAUUUAUUUCGUUUUCUAUUUGUUGUUUGUAGCUGCUUACGCUAGAGGGUUUCCCGAACAUUGUUAACGAUCACGUGAUCACUUUAAAAUACAAUUCACAAUUAAAGGAAACUCAAAGCAGCCUGACGCCAACGAAGAAGAAAGGCGUGUUUAAAUUAGCGUCUUCUGCUUAAUAAAGCUGUAUCUCCCUCAUUGAAUCGCUAUUUUUGCGCUGAUAACGACCCCCCGCAUCUGCCCACCCCUUCAGCAAACUCACCACCACGUUUUACGAUAACCCUAAUCAACUGCUCCUUGUAUCCUACCCUCUCCCAAAUAGAAGCGGAUUGUCAAAAUGUUGGUAUCCGUGGCCUUAAAGGCGAAACCCGCUGCUUAUGUUGCAAUUGCUUGUGCGGAAAAGCUGAAAAACAACGAUCCCAAGGCUGUGAAUGUUGCUUACGAGGAUGUUCCCCUUUUGGACAAGUCUAACAAGGAAUCUUCGGUCUCUUUCUCUGCUGCUGGCAGCGAGAAGCCUGUUUUUGGAGUGAAAGAACUUGUUCAGCACUUCAUGUCUACUUACCCUGAACUCUUUUUGGGAAAGCUUUCUGUCGCUGAUGCCGAAGAGUGGUUGAACUUGGCUGCCGAGUUGACAGGCACCCAUGAUUUCGCUACCGUCUCGAAGUUGCUUGCCAAAUUGGACGACCAUUUGAUUAUGCGUACCGUACUCUUGGGCUAUUUUGUCAGCAUUGCCGACUUUGCCGUUUGGGGUGCUCUCAAGAGCAACAACAUGGCUGCUGGCGCCGUUCGUACGGGUUCCUAUAACAACGUUGCUCGUUGGUACAAGUUCAUGGACGCCCAAAAGCCCACAAAGGGUGGUUUGGCCGACUUUACCAAGGCUGUUAACGCCAGCAAGAAGCAAAAAUCCUCUGGACCCAACUAUGAGAUUGGCCUUCCUGAUGCCGUUGACGGUAAGGUCGUCACUCGUUUCCCUCCUGAGCCUAGUGGAUACUUGCACAUUGGUCACGCUAAGGCCGCUCUUUUGAACCAAUACUUCGCUAAGAAGUAUCAUGGCAAGCUGAUCAUGCGUUUUGACGACACCAACCCCAGUAAGGAGAAGUCUGAGUAUCAAGAGUCUAUUGUCGAGGAUGUCGCUCUUCUUGGUAUCAAGCCUGAUGUUCUUACUUACACUUCCGACUACCUCGAUACUAUUUACCAAUACUGUAUUGAUGUCAUUAAGGCUGGUCACGCCUACGCUGACGAUACUCCUGUCGACCAAAUGCGUCAAGAGCGUACUGAUGGUGUUCCCAGCAAGCACAGAGAUCGUCCUGUUGAAGAGUCUUUGGCUAUCUUUGAAGAGAUGAACAAGGGUACUGAGACUGGUUUGAAGAACUGUAUCCGUGCUAAAAUUAGCGUUGACAGCCCUAACAAGGCCUUACGUGACCCUGUUAUUUACCGCUGUAACUUGCUUCCUCACCACCGCACUGGUGACAAGUAUAAGGCAUACCCCACUUACGAUUUUGCUUGCCCCAUUGUCGACUCUCUUGAGGGUGUUACGCAUGCUUUGCGUACGACCGAAUACCGCGAUAGAAACGCCCUUUACCAAUGGAUGUUAAAGACUAUGAACCUGCGUAAGGUUCACGUGUGGGAGUUCUCUCGUAUGAACUUCGUUCGCACUUUGCUCAGUAAGCGUAAGCUUACUGAGUUGGUCAACGCUGGUGUUGUUUGGGGUUGGGACGAUCCUCGUUUCCCUACUGUCCGUGGUGUUCGUAGACGUGGUAUGACCAUCGAGGCCCUUCAACAAUACAUUGUUUCCCAAGGUCCCAGUAAGAACAUUCUCACUCUGGAUUGGACUUCCUUCUGGGCCACCAACAAGAAGGUUAUUGACCCCGUUGCUCCUCGUUACGUUGCUGUUGCUUCCGACAAAGUGGUUAAGGCUACCAUCGUCAAUGGUCCCGCUGCUCCUUACGUCGAAAAGCAUCCUAAGCAUAAGAAGAAUGCAGCCUUGGGCGACAAGGAGAUCACUUACUCUAACACAAUCUUGUUUGACCAGGCUGAUGCUCAGUCUUUCAAGAAGGAUGAGGAGAUUACUCUUAUGGACUGGGGAAACGCUUACGUCCGUGACAUUGUCUACGAUGCUGACAAUAAGACUGUUGUUUCCUUGAAACUCGAACUUCACCUUGAAGGUGAUUUCAAAAAGACGGAGAAGAAGGUUACUUGGUUGGCUGAUGUUCCUUCUCUUCCCACUGUGGAUCUUGUUGACUUCGACUACCUUAUUACCAAGGACAAGCUUGAUGAAAACGAUAACUACAAGGAUUUCUUGACUCCUCAAACCGAGUUCCACACUAUUACCAAGGGUGCUGCCGACAUGAAGGAUCUCAAGAAGGGCGACAUCGUUCAGAUCGAAAGAAAGGGUUACUUCAUCGUCGACUCUGCUUUUGAUGGCGAGAAGGCUGUCCUUUUCAACAUUCCCGACGGAAAGACCGUCAACAGAUAUGGCGUUAAGCAGUAAGCGUGUCUGCCGAUACCAACUUUUUGAAGUCUAUGUACUUAUAUCCGUAGAAUAAUUACUUAAGAAUAUAACCAGUUCUUAC
Schizosaccharomyces japonicus yFS275 is the source of this 2589-nucleotide messenger RNA. Its product is annotated as glutamate-tRNA ligase. Gene Ontology annotation, cellular component: cytoplasm; mitochondrion; methionyl glutamyl tRNA synthetase complex. Gene Ontology annotation, biological process: tRNA aminoacylation for protein translation; tRNA aminoacylation; glutamyl-tRNA aminoacylation. The transcript has a single exon. Bases 354 to 2507 code for a protein of 717 amino acids. The record is from RefSeq and is a predicted model, not a curated record. Gene Ontology annotation, molecular function: sequence-specific mRNA binding; aminoacyl-tRNA ligase activity; nucleotide binding. Lineage: Eukaryota; Fungi; Ascomycota; Schizosaccharomycetes; Schizosaccharomycetales; Schizosaccharomycetaceae.